ACUGGAUUGUACACGAGUAAAAACCAUCAUGACCUUGGUUUAUUAAAGCGACGAGAGCACACGCCCAACAAUUUUGCAAUGCGGUUUGAUUUCCUGUUUCCUUUUCUUCAUUUUCCUCCGGACUGAACCCGCACCAGCCAUUUACGUACGCCCUUCCGCAGCCAACAUUUGCACACCUUGCCAUUGGUCACACGACAAGUAUACUGUACUUGACAAGACUGCAUAAUUCUCACAGCAGCCCACGUACCGUGAACAUGCAGCCAUCAAUCGUCCCGUCUGCCCUGGCCAGGUCGCGUGUCUCGGUGGCCACCACGCUGCGCCGAACAGUCCGGCCUCCCUCUUGCGCCAGCCGACCCCUAACCCUGGCCCCCUGCCCCUGGCCUCAGCACCAAUACCAACACCACAGCCAGCAGCCGCUACAUCAGCGCAGGUACAGCUCGCACUCUCCCAUGGGCGCGGCGCAGCCCAGCCAGCGCAAGAAGGUCGCGCUGGGCACCCUGCGCGCCAUGCACCGCAAGGGCGAGCCCAUAACCGUCAUGACGGCCCACGACUUCCCCAGCGCCCACGUGGCCGACGCCGCGGGCAUGGACGUCAUCCUCGUCGGCGACAGCCUGGCCAUGGUCGCCCUGGGCAUGGAGGACACGAGCGAGGUGGUCGCCGACGAGAUGCUGCUGCACUGCCGCUCCGUCGCCCGCGCCACCAAGUCCGCCUUCACCGUCGGCGACCUCCCCAUGGGCUCGUACGAGGUCUCGCCCGAGCAGGCCCUCGCCACCGCCAUCCGCUUCAUCAAGGAGGGCCGGGUCCAGGGCGUGAAGCUCGAGGGAGGGAGGGAGAUGGCCCCCACGAUCCGCCGCCUCACCACCGCGGGCAUCCCGGUCCUGGCCCACGUCGGCCUGACCCCGCAGCGCCAGCACGCCCUUGGCGGCUUCCGCGUCCAAGGCCGCACCGCCGCCGGCGCCACUGCCGUGCUGGAGGACGCCCUCGCGGUCCAAGAGGCCGGGGCCUUCGCCACUGUCCUCGAGGCCGUGCCUGCCGAGGUCGCCGCACUGAUAACAAGCCGCCUGCGCAUCCCCACCAUCGGCAUCGGCGCCGGCAACGGUUGCUCCGGCCAGGUGCUGGUCCAGAUCGACUUGACGGGAAACUUUCCGCCCGGCCGCUUCCUGCCCAAGUUUGUCAAGCAGUACGGCAACGUCUGGGCCGAGUCACUCAGGGCCAUCGAAGCUUACCGUGACGACGUAAAGUCUCGCGCGUACCCUGCCACCGAACACACCUACCCCAUCCCACCCGAGGAGCUGGCCGCAUUCACUGCUAAGCUCGAAAAGGCCGACGCAGAGAACCCGCCCUCUUCAUAGAUCCAUCCUGAUUUAUUGAUUUGGUCAGCAUCCUGGUUUUCAUAUAACGACAGUUACGCUGGAGCAUACGCUGGAUAUGCAUCAGUGGCGUUUGUUCAGGAGGAUGAUACAACUCACCUUCUGUGUCCUUUUGAUUUUUGAUUGUUUGGUAAUAUAGACGUAGCAAGCCUGUAACAGACGAUACCGACAAGGCGAUAGCGCUCGAUUAGGGUAGAUGAUACGUAUUCUUUCGCGGCCAAGGCAAUCGACACUUCAUCCAAAAGCUGGUGUCAUGGAGUAGGCAACAUUGAGCUGGCCGUUGGAAUCCUUGAAGCACUGCAGAGAAGUCGUAUGGGCAGUCAGAGCAAUGCGCGCACAGCCAUGUCCCGCAGGAGGAAAGGAGACAUGGGGGGCCCCGCCUACCCGGUGCAGAUUCCCGACGAUCUCGUCGAGCGCCGGCGCAAAGGUCGAGUUGAUGUACAGAAACACGCUCUCCGUCGGCGCGACCUGGAGCCUCCGGCGCAGGUACAGGACCACGGAG
Gaeumannomyces tritici R3-111a-1 is the source of this 1872-nucleotide messenger RNA. RefSeq names its product 3-methyl-2-oxobutanoate hydroxymethyltransferase. Gene Ontology annotation, molecular function: magnesium ion binding; 3-methyl-2-oxobutanoate hydroxymethyltransferase activity. Gene Ontology annotation, cellular component: mitochondrion. The transcript has a single exon. Gene Ontology annotation, biological process: pantothenate biosynthetic process. The coding region runs from base 255 to 1352 and encodes 365 amino acids. Lineage: Eukaryota; Fungi; Ascomycota; Sordariomycetes; Magnaporthales; Magnaporthaceae. The record is from RefSeq and is a predicted model, not a curated record.